CAAGCUCUUCUGGUUUUGUGAUCUGAAAUCCCUUAAUGUAUUCACAGUGAUUUCCAUUUCGAGUCUCAAAUUGUUUUCAUGAAUCUGAUUUUGCGUCGUAAGAGAAUCGAUCGUCGUCAACAAUGUCGUUCUCCUCGAGUAUCGGAGAUUCUGCAGAGCUGGAGGGCAAUCUCACCCUCGGCGACCGCCUUAAGGUCUUCAAGAGUUCCAACUUUGAUCCAAACGCCUAUUUCACCUCCAAAUGCCAGACCAUGAACGAGAAGGAGAUAAGGCACUUGUGCUCAUACCUUGUUGAGCUAAAAAAGGCCUCCGCCGAGGAGAUGCGCAAAAGUGUUUAUGCUAAUUAUUCAGCCUUCAUCCGCACAUCCAAGGAGAUUUCAGCCCUUGAGGGGCAGCUUCUUUCAAUGAGAAACCUUCUAUCAACACAAGCAGCUUUGAUUCAUGGUUUAGCUGAAGGCGCAAUCAGUGAUGCCUUGUGCGCUCGUGCUGAUGAUUCAACAGAAAAGGACACCUCCAAAGCUGAGAAUAGGCAACUUUCCAAGAUAGAAGAUUGGUUAACAAAUUUCUUGGAGACCCUUGAAGUUCUAUUGGCUGAAAGGAGAGUUGAUGAAGCUUUGGCUGCCCUGGAACAAGGAGAAAGUGUAGCCAAUGAAGCUAAUGACAGACAUGCAUUGACUCCAACAGCACUCAUCUCAUUGAAGAACGCCAUUACAGAACAGAGACAAAAACUAGCUGAUCAGCUUGCAGAGACCACUCGCCAACCUUCUACACGUGGUGUUGAGCUUCGUUCAGCUGUCCUAGCUCUGAAAAAACUUGGGGAUGGUCCCCGUGCCCAUACAUUGCUACUCAGUUCUCACCAUCAGAAGUUACAGUCCAGCAUGCAGAAUCUUCGUGCAUCAAGUGCUUCAUAUAGAGGAGCAUAUGCUGCUGCACUUUCUCAGCUUGUUUUUUCAACCAUUGCACAAGCAGCAAGUGAUUCCUUAGCAGUUUUCAGUGAUGAACCCGCAUAUUCCUCUGAGCUCGUAAGUUGGGCUGUCAAGCAAACUGAGGCUUUUGCCCUUCUUUUAAAGAGACAUGUUUUGGCUUCAUCGGCAGCUUCAGGAGAUAUGAGAGUUGCUGCGGAUUGCAUGGAAAUAUGCUUGGGCCACUGUUCUUUAUUAGAAGUUCGUGGAUUGGCCCUUUCUCCAGUCUUACUGAGACUUUUUCGGCUCAGCAUUGAGCAGGCAUUGAGUGCGAACUUAAAAAGAAUUGAACAGAGCAGUGCUGCUCUGGCAGCAGGAGAUGAUUGGUUGCUUCUGCAUCCACCAGUUGGUGCACGUCCAUUAUCUUCGGCUGCUUCUCUUGGCAGCACAAAUACAUCACAGCCAAAGCUUUCAGCCAGUGCUCACAAAUUUAAUUCAAUGGUUCAGGAAUUUCUUGAAGAUGUGGGACCCCUUGAGAGCCUUCAGUUGGACAGUCCUGCAUUGGAAGGCGUUCUACAAGUGUUCAACUCUUAUGUCAAUCUGUUAAUAAACGCACUACCUGGUUCACUAGAGAACGAGGAGAACUUGGAUGGCUCUAGCAUUAAAAUUGUUAAAAUGGCAGAAACUGAAGCCCAACAGAUAGCUUUGCUAGCUAAUGCAUCAUUGUUAGCCGAUGAGCUGCUACCAAGGGCUGCCAUGAAGCUUUUGCCAUUGUCACAGUCUAAUCGAAUGGAUGAUAACUCUAGAAGAGCUUCAGACAGGCAAAGCCGUCUUGUAGAGCAAAGGGAAUGGAAAAGGAGGCUUCAACGUUCGGUAGAUCGAUUGCGAGAUAGCUUCUGCAGACAACAUGCACUUGACCUAAUCUUCGCAGAAGAUGGUGAUGUCCGUCUCAAUCCUUAUAUCUACACAAGUAUGGAUGGAGGUGGAGAAGAGCCUGAAUGGUUUCCAUCUCCAGUUUUUCAGGAACUAUUUGCAAAACUAACUCGGAUGGCAAGCCUUGCGACAGAUAUGUUUGUGGGUAGGGAAAGAUUUGCAACAGUCCUACUAAUGAGACUUACAGAGACAGUGAUCCUGUGGCUUUCUAAUGAUCAAGGCUUUUGGGAAGAGAUAGAAGAGGGGCCAAAGCCUUUAGGACCUCUUGGCCUUCAACAGCUUUACUUGGAUAUGGAGUUUGUGUUGCUCUUCACAUCCCAAGGUCGUUAUUUGUCUAGAAAUUUACACACUGUCAUCAAAAACAUUAUAGGAAGAGCUAUUGAAGCAGUAUCCGCAACUGGAAUAGAUCCUUACAGUGUAUUGCCGGAUGAUGAAAAUUUUGCUGAAGUUGCACAGAUAGCAAUCAAGAUGCUUACAGGGAAAGCCAACUUUGGUACUAUGGAACGAGAUGUUACUAGCCCCACUGCAUCCCUAUCAGCCAAAUCUGUCUCGUCAGUCCACUCUCAUGGCAGUAACUAGAGUUUGCUCAUUAACUAUCCGAAGCAUGUCGCGGAACGGAAGGACCAGGUUUUUUUUGUCAAUGUUGAUGUUUUCUACCAUGUUACGUGAUUUGAAAGAUAGCCACAAUCGUCCACUCUCCAAUUAUCCAUUGAGAAGUGGCAUUCUCACUCCCCAUUUUAGUAAUCACACCCUCUAAUCAUUGGUUUGUAUUUUUUUAUAUUAUUUUAUGUUUGAUUUGAUAUUUAAUUCUGUUGAUUGGCGUGUGAUUUUACAUUAGAUUCACAUUCUCAUAAUUGGUUUUUCCACCCCCAACAAUUAAAUAAAGUAACUUAUUAUAUCACAUUAAGUAGAUUGGUGUGUACAUUUAAUGUAUGCUGCAAAUUGUUCACUGUACGGAGUGGCCCAUUCGUUUGUAGAAUCAUACCUAUAUCUAAACCAUUGAAUCAUAAUUUUGGAAGAAGCUUGAUUUAUUGCCUUGCGCCCUUCAAGAUCAUGAUGAUAUUAGUUGCAGCAUUGAGUUACAGAUGUUCACGAAACAGUUUGAACAAAAGUCCAGGACUGGUAUAUUGAACAUAUCAACUC
This is a messenger RNA of Tripterygium wilfordii, 2978 nucleotides long. Its product is annotated as exocyst complex component EXO84A. Bases 123 to 2414 code for a protein of 763 amino acids. Gene Ontology annotation, biological process: Golgi to plasma membrane transport; exocytosis; intracellular protein localization. The transcript has 7 exons. Gene Ontology annotation, cellular component: exocyst. Lineage: Eukaryota; Viridiplantae; Streptophyta; Magnoliopsida; Celastrales; Celastraceae. The record is from RefSeq and is a predicted model, not a curated record.